Molecule: messenger RNA, 2284 nt
Organism: Drosophila subpulchrella
Lineage: Eukaryota; Metazoa; Arthropoda; Insecta; Diptera; Drosophilidae
Gene: Pbp95
Exons: 3
Coding region: 70-2247 (725 amino acids)
Source: RefSeq, a predicted model, not a curated record
GCAGUAUGACCGUACUUACAAACAAAAAGAUUGUUUGUAUUAAACAAAAAAUAAAACAAGCCGUGCGCGAUGGAUGUGGAGGAUCUCCGGAUGAACCAGCAGCAGCUGCUGGUCGAGAUCUCAGCCCUGCUCCAGAGCACCGCGGAACCGAGUGACAACAACGCACUGCUGCUGAAUCAGGAACUCCAAAGACGCCUCCUACAAGUCCGGGCCAAAGUUCUGGCCAUGCUGCAAGUAGUUCGGGAACGCUUCGCCAGGAACGAGGAAAUUCUGGUGCGCCGAUUGAGGCCACGUUCCAAGUUUGCAUCGGAUUCCCUCCACCUUAACCUGAGUGGAGCGAUCCUGCGGAAGGGCACGUUCCGCUUUAAAGGCAACAUGUUCUUUCGGGACGUCGACGGCCGUAGCUGUCCAAACAACGAAGACUAUGAGGAACGUUGCCACACGGAGAUGUUUCCCACCGACUUCGACAUGCACUCCCGCCACGUAUGGACACUGCUGGACAAGAAGAACGUGAUCAUGGGGAUAAAACAACAGUUACUUGACCACAGCACCCACAAGACGAACGCAAUUCCUAGCGGCAGCCUAAAGCGGAAGCCAACCGAGCGACACCUAAACACGCUGGUCAGUUUGCUGGCCACGACGGAUAGCAGCUUCAGGAUCGACUGGAACCAGAUUAGUACGCUGGACCUGGAGUAUCGGCACUCUCCGUAUAGCUGUGAGGCCAUGUGGCGGGUCUACCUGAACCCAGAACUUAGACGCGACGAUUGGACGCCGGACGAGGAUGAGACUCUACUGACAGUGGCGUCUGCUAACCGGAUGCAGAACUGGGAGCAGAUAGCCUCGUCGCUGGACCGGCGUUCCGACUACCAGUGCUUCGUCCGCUUUCACACCGCCCUGCGUCAUCUGCUGGAACCAAAGUCAAACCCCCGCUGGAGCGACGAGGACAACGAUAGGCUCCGAGAGGUGGCUGAGAGGAAUACGGCGAACGGCGUAAUUAACUGGAGAAAGGUAAUGGAAUACUUUCCAGAAAAGUCUAAGUCAACGCUGAUUGGCCGUUACUACUACGUUCUACAUCCCAGCAUCAGUCACGAGGCCUUUAGUACCAAAGAGGACAUGAUGCUGUUCGCCGCCGUGGAGGAGUACAAUGGCAAGUUCCACUGCUUUCCGCGGUCUCUCUUCCCAAAUCGAUCCUUGACCCAGCUGCGGACCCGCUAUCACAAUGUUUUGGCACAGCGCAACAAGACCGACUCCUGGUCGGUGCAGGACGACACCCGAUUGAUGAGCUUCGUUACCCAGCACGGUGCCUCUCAGUGGCUAAACUGCGCUACGUUCUUGGGCAAUCACUCGCGGACCAGCUGUCGAACGCGCUUCCUGGUCAUCAAGAAAUUCCUGGAACAGAAUCCCAAUGCCAAGGUAGAAGACUUGCCUCGCCGUCGAUCCAAAAAGGUGCCUGUCGUCACUUCCGAUAACUGGGCUCAGCGUCUGCAAGAGUGGCAAGAGGACCCGGAGUCGUUAGUCACAGCUGAACAGAUCAAAGGGUCAAGAGUUCGGAAACCCAUAUCUAAAAAGCCAAGGAUCGAUCGAAAUGCAGAAACUACGACCAAACUUUCGAAAGUCGACAUAGAACUGGGCGAGUUCUUCAAGUACAGCUACAACUUGCCGCUGACGAUUUCAACAAUCUUCCCACUUCCCAAAGACGCCCAUAAUCUUGCUUAUGUGGUCAGGGCUCUAAAAUAUAAGCCACCAAUCCGUCCCUCCCUCCUUCAGAACAUCUCCAUGCCAAUUGAACUGCUUAAGUGCUACAAUAUUAUGAUGAGGAACCUCCCCGAUGAUAAAUGCGAUUCAAAAAGUGCACUUCUAGCACCCAACUGGUCCACAAUGAUGGGGUUCCGAGCCAUGUGCAUUUUAUCCGGUGAUUGUCGUAAACAGGGGAAGAAAGACCCAGUUUUCGACUACAAAGAAUCUGCGCCUCCCAUUCAGCUUUUCCGUCAGCGGCUGCGAACUCUCUUCUACCGCACCACUCUUCUCAGUCGCCUGGAGUCACAGCUCUUUUCGGACUUACCCGCAGCCUUAGUGUCCCUUCCACGGCCCACACAAGAUUAUGCUAAGUUGGGUAUCAAUGUUCUUUUGAACGAUCCCGAACCGGAACCAAAGAAGAAUCUGAAAUCAGAGCCGCUCAGCGAAGACGAGAUGAUGAAUUUGAAUACAGUGAAGCAGGAGGUGGAAAUGGAAUAUAUAGUUCCAUAAGAAUUUUUAAGUAGAUGCAUAAGUUUAUAGUUAAGCU